Molecule: messenger RNA, 3193 nt
Organism: Microcebus murinus (gray mouse lemur)
Lineage: Eukaryota; Metazoa; Chordata; Mammalia; Primates; Cheirogaleidae
Gene: MAP1S
Product: microtubule associated protein 1S
Biological process (GO): regulation of microtubule depolymerization; axonogenesis; microtubule cytoskeleton organization
Cellular component (GO): dendrite; neuronal cell body; synapse
Molecular function (GO): microtubule binding; actin binding
Source: RefSeq, a predicted model, not a curated record
GCGGGCGAAGAUGGCGGCGGCGGCGGCGCCCGGCUCGCUGCUGCUCGUGGUGGGCGGCGAGUGCGGCUGCCCCGGGCUGCUCGCCUACGUCCUGGAGGAGCUCGAGCGAGGCAUCCGGUCCUGGGAUGUGGAUCCCGGCGUCUGCAGCCUGGACGAACAGCUCAAGGUCUUUGUGUCCCGGCACUCGGCCACCUUCUCCAGCAUCGUGAAAGGCCAGCGGAGCCUGCACCACCGCGGAGACGCCCUGGAGACCCUGGUCCUGCUGAACCCAUCAGACAAGUCCCUGUGUGACGAGCUCCGGAACCUUCUGCUGGACCCCGCCCCUCACAAGCUGCUGGUGCUGGCGGGGCCCUGCCUGGAAGGGACGGGGGAGCUACUGCUGCAGACGGGGGCCUUCUCGCGCCACCACUUCCUCCAGGUCCUGGGGGACGGAGAGAUCCAGAGCACGCUUGCUGCCGCGCACCCGCCCGCGCGCCCGCCCGCGCUCACCAUCACCUGCCCGACCUUCGGAGACUGGGCCCAGCUGGCGCCCGACCUGCCCGGCCUGCAGGGCGCGCUCAGGCUGCAGCUGCGGCUGAACCCGCCGGCGCGGCUGCCGGCCUCCGAGGGCCUGCGCGAGUUCCUGGAGUACGUGGCCGAGUCCCUGGAGCCGCCGUCGCCCUUUGAGCUGCUGGAGCCGCCGUCCUCCGGGGGCUUCCUCCGCCUGGCGCAGCCGUGCUGCUACGUCUUCCCCGGCGGCCUCGGGGACGCCGCCUUCUUCGCCGUCAACGGCUUCACGAUGCUCAUCAACGGGGGCUCGAACCCCAAGUCCAGCUUCUGGAAGCUGGUGCGGCACCUGGACCGCGUGGACGCGGUUUUGGUGACCCACGCGGGCGCGGACAGCCUGCCCGGCCUCAACAGCCUGCUGCGGCGCAAGCUGGCCGAGCGCCAGGAGGUGGCGGCCGGCGGGGGCUCCUGGAACGACCGGCUGCGCAGGCUCAUCUCGCCCAGCCUGGGCGUCGUGUUCCUGAGCGCGCGGGAGGCCGCCGUGCGCCUGCUGCGCGGCCAGGACGAGGCGGAGCUGGCGCUGAGCCUCCUGGCGCGCCUGGGCAUCGCGCCCCUGUCCCUGAGCCGCGGCGCGCCGCCCGCGCAGCCCACCGUGCUCUUCCAGAAGAUGGGCGUGGGCCGGCUGGACAUGUACGCGCUGCAGCCGCCCGCCGCGGGCGCCGAGCGCGCGCCAGCCUCCGUGUGCGCCCUGCUGGUGUGGCACCCCGCGGGCCCAGCCGAGAAGGUGGUGCGCGUGCUGUUCCCGGGGUGCACGCCGCCCGCGCGCCUCCUGGACGGCCUGGUCCGCCUGCAGCACCUGGGGUUCUUGCGGGAGCCCGUGGUGACGCCCCAGGACCUGGAGGGCCCGCGGCGGGCGGACAGCAAGGAGAGCCUGGGCUCGCGCGACAGCUUAAAGCGAGAGGGCCGCGCCCCCAACCCCCCCAGGCCGGGCCAAGACCGCCCCGGGGGCGCCCGCAAGGAGUCCGCUCUGGCUGAGGCCCCGCGCAGGCCCCAGAAAGAAGCCAGGCCUGCCCGGGAGGUGAAGAAGAACCCCAAGGCCAGCGCCCCCCGGACCCAGCCCUGGGAGGCGCGCCCGGCAGCCUCCGCGGCCCCCAGCCUCAAGACAACGGGCACCCAGGCAGCCCCCAAACCCCGCAGGGCGGCCAAGUCCGGCGUCCUGCCUGCGGAGAACGGGCCCCGCAGCCCCCCUGGCGUGCGCGGAGGAGAAGCCAGUCCCCCGACGGCGACGGCCUCCAGCUCCCCUGCCCCGCCGCCGGCGGCCACGCCCAGCCUGGAGCUGGCGCUGAGCGCAGCCGCGGAGGAGCCGCCGCUGGCCGCCCUCCCGCGCCCGCGCACGCCGUCCCCCGGGCCCCGGCGCAGUCCCGCGGACGGCAGCGGGCGCCUGUCGCUCAGUCCGCUGCGGGCCUCGGCGCCCGACGCCUCGCCCACGGCGACCACGCCCACGCUGACCACGCCGUCGCUGCCCGCCGAGGUGGGCUCCCCGCACUCCACGGAGGUGGACGAGUCCCUGUCCGUGUCUUUCGAGCAAGCGCUGCCGCCCGCGCCCUCGGGCGAGGCCGGGCUGAGCCUCCCCCUGCGCGGCCCGCGCGCGCGCCGCUCCGCCUCCCCGCACGACGUGGACCUGUGCCUGGUGUCGCCCUGCGAGUUCGAACACCGCAAGGCCGGGCCUCUGGCGCCGGCGGCCGCGUCCCCCGGCAGCUCCAACGACAGCAGCGCCCGGUCGCAGGAGCGGGCCUUCGGGCCGGGGGCCGAGGAGACGCCCCCCACCUCUGUCAGCGAGUCCCUGCCCACCCUGUCGGACUCGGACCCCCUGCCCGCCACCCCUGGGGCCGGUGACUCGGAUGACAACACAGAGGGCUUCGGGGUCCCAGGCCACGACCCCCUGCCCGACCCCCUCAAAGUCCCCCCGCCACUACCUGACCCACCCGGCAUCUGCAUGGUGGACCCCGAGAUGCUGCCCCCCAAGUCCGCCCGGCACACGGAGAACCCCGGCCGCCCGAGGAAGCCCCCGGCGCGGCCCAGCUCGGGCGCCGCGGCCCCCAAAGCUGCCCCAGCUGCUGCUGCCAGAAGCAAGGCACUCGCCGGCGGGGACCGGGCCAGCCGGCCGCCGAGUGCCCGGAGCGAGCCCAGUGAGAAGGGAGGCCGAGCACCGCUGUCCAGAAAGCCCUCGGUCCCCAAGACUGCCGCCACUCGAGGCUCGCCAGGCUCAGCUGGCAGCCGAACUGCUGGGCAGGCCGCGGCGCCCGUCUACCUGGACCUGGCCUACCUGCCGGGCGGGAGCAGCGCGCGCCUGCUGGACGCCGAGUUCUUCCGCCGCGUGCGCGCGCUCUGCUACGUGAUCAGCGGCCAGGACCGGCACAAGGAGGAGGGCCUGCGCGCCGUGCUGGACGCGCUGCUGGCCAGCAAGCAGCAGUGGGACCGCGACCUGCAGGUGACCCUGAUCCCCACCUUCGACUCGGCGGCCAUGCACAGGUGGUACGAGGAGACGCGCGCCCGGCACCAGGCGCUGGGCAUCACCGUGCUGGGCAGCAACAGCAUGGUGUCCAUGCAGGACGAGGCCUUCCCGGCCUGCAAGGUGGAGUUCUAGCGGCCCGCGACGCCGCCACUGUCCCCGCCCCCGCCCCACGUGUCCCCGCCCCCGACAUGC